Molecule: messenger RNA, 168 nt
Organism: Paramuricea clavata
Lineage: Eukaryota; Metazoa; Cnidaria; Anthozoa; Malacalcyonacea; Plexauridae
Source: the annotation of a GenBank genome assembly
CGAGGUCGAUGGGCAAAGGUACUUCUAGAAGAAGUCUUCCCAGAUACCGAAGGAAUCGUCCGCAGAGUAACUGUUAGAACGGCGAACGGAGUGUAUCAGAGAGAUGUACGAAAGAUUUGGCUGCUAGAAGGAAACCUGUUGGGACAAGAGACAGUUGUACAAACCUGA